Mangifera indica (mango) is the source of this 2048-nucleotide messenger RNA. RefSeq names its product protease Do-like 10, mitochondrial. Gene Ontology annotation, biological process: proteolysis. NCBI's taxonomy places the organism in Eukaryota, Viridiplantae, Streptophyta, Magnoliopsida, Sapindales, Anacardiaceae. Gene Ontology annotation, molecular function: protein binding; serine-type endopeptidase activity. The record is from RefSeq and is a predicted model, not a curated record. Bases 43 to 1770 code for a protein of 575 amino acids. The transcript has 8 exons.
UUCAAUUUUCUGCUUCCUGCUCUUCCUCUUCCUCACAAAGCAAUGCUGGGUUCAGCAUUGCGCAGAGUCGCCACCAGGCUCUCCUCUUUUCCUUCUCCUUCUUCCUCAUUUCUCAUCUUCAAUAAUUCAACUAACCCCAACUCAACCUCAGGCAGACUGUUUCAUCUUCCUCAUUUUUACCUUUUUUCAACCACGGUAACGGUGCCGGCGGCUCAUGAAACUAGCAUUUUGAGAAGCACCAGGGACAAGUUGGGUGGAGGCCGACGAGCAAGACGACCAGUACGACAUCGUUUCGUUAAGAAAAGUAGUGGUAAUGUUACGACAAAUACUUAUGCUGCAAUUGAGCUGGCUUUGGAUUCGGUGGUAAAGGUUUUCACAGUUUCCAGAAGCCCCAACUAUUUUCUUCCGUGGCAGAACAAAUCCCAACGAGAGACGACCGGUUCAGGAUUUGUUAUUCAUGGAAAAAAGAUUCUAACAAAUGCUCAUGUGGUGGCGGAUCAUACAUUUGUGAUGGUAAGAAAGCAUGGUGGUUCUACCAAAUUUAGAGCCCAAGUUGAAGCCGUGGGUCAUGAAUGUGACUUAGCCAUUCUUGUUGUUGAUAGUGAAGAAUUUUGGGAGGGUGUGACUUUUUUAGAGCUAGGAGAUAUUCCAUUUCUUCAACAAGCUGUUGCAGUUGUUGGAUAUCCUCAAGGUGGUGACAACAUUUCGGUAACUAAAGGAGUUGUUUCCAGAGUUGAACCAACCCAAUAUGUCCAUGGUGCAACACAGCUGAUGGCUAUACAGAUUGAUGCUGCUAUAAAUCCUGGCAAUAGUGGUGGCCCAGCAAUUAUGGGCAAUAAAGUUGUUGGUGUUGCCUUUCAAAAUCUUUCCGGUGCCGAGAAUAUAGGUUAUAUUAUUCCUGUUCCAGUUAUAAGGCAUUUUAUAAUUGGUGUUGAGGAAAAUGGAAAAUAUGUUGGAUUCUGCUCUCUAGGACUAUCAUGCCAAACCACAGAGAAUGUUCAACUUCGAAACUACUUUGGAAUGAAACCUGAAAUGACUGGAGUACUUGUGGACAAAAUUAAUCCUCUAUCAGAUGCUCAUAAAAUCUUGAAAAAAGAUGAUAUCAUCCUCGCAUUCGAUUCCGUGCCAAUAGCAAAUGAUGGGACAGUUCAUUUUCGUAACAGAGAACGGAUAACAUUUGAUCAUUUGGUGUCAAUGAAGAAACCCAAUGAAAAAUGUUUACUUAGAGUCUUGAGGGAUGCCAAAGAGUACGAAUUCAGUAUCACACUACGACCUUUGCAACCACUAGUUCCAGUGCAUCAGUUUGAUAAGCUACCUAGCUAUUAUAUUUUUGCUGGCCUGGUCUUUAUUCCACUUACCCAGCCAUACCUUCAUGAGUAUGGAGAAGAUUGGUAUAACACUUCACCACGUAGAUUGUGUGAGCGUGCAUUGAGAGAGUUGCCUAAGAAGGCUGGUGAACAACUUGUUAUUCUUUCUCAGGUUCUGAUGGAUGAUAUCAGUGCCGGGUAUGAGCGUUUUGCAGAAUUACAGAUUAAGAGGGUCAAUGGGGUGGAAAUUGAAAACUUGAAGCAUCUAUCUGAACAAGUCGAAAACUGUAGCUCAGAAUGCUUGAGGUUUGAUUUGGAUGAUGACAGGGUAAUUGUAUUGGACUAUCAGAAGGCGAAACUUGCCACAAAUAGAAUAUUGAAACUUCACAGAAUACCGUCUGCAAUGUCUAGUGACCUUAGAGGCGAAGAGAACCCGGAAAUUGAGUUGGCCUGCGCAAGCUGAAUCUGCCUUCAGAAUCAGAACAUUGUCACUAAAAUGAAUGCAGAGAAAGUAAAAUUUUGGUUUUGUGAUCGAGUCAGUUGUAGCUUUCACUUUUAGUUACAUAUUGAUCUAGGAAUAGCAUCAUUUCUGUGUCAACACUACCAUGUUUGAGGUUUACUUUCAAGAGCAGACCUAGACUUGGCAUUGAUCCGGUCAAUGGGUCUGUCCGGUUUUGUCAGUGACAGAUUAAAUAAAUGUUAGAACUAUAUUUAAUCAACGAGAAUUAUAGUUUAGUGGUA